GCGAAAAACAGAGAAAGAGGAGUUAGGGUUCCCUUCCUUUCUGAUUUUCUCUCUUCCCUUUUUACUCUGAGAAACCAGAGUGCUUCUCAGGCCUCUUCUCCGCCGCGCCUGCUUCUCCGCAACGCCGUCACCUUCGUCGCGCGGUGCCUUCUCGUCUCUGUCUCCCAGGGAGGAGGCAGUGGUGGUUGUUGUGGUGUUUUAUCCUCGAAUCAGUGGAGCUAGGUCAUAAUAAGAAAUUAAUCAUGAGUUCAGACAGCAUGAGCAGGAGCAGGAGCAGGAGCAGGAGCCCUGCGGAUCGUAAGAUGCGUUCUGAUCGCUUUUCCUAUCGUGAUGCACCUUACAGGAGAGAUGGUGGUCGUCGGGGUGGUGGUGGUUUCAGCCGAGACAAUCUCUGCAAGAACUGCAAAAGACCUGGCCAUUUUGCUAGAGAAUGCCCUAAUGUUGCAAUUUGCCACAAUUGUGGUCUUCCUGGGCACAUUGCUUCAGAGUGUACCACAAAGUCACUAUGUUGGAAUUGUCGUGAACCUGGUCACAUGGCCAGUAACUGCCCAAAUGAGGGCAUCUGCCACACCUGUGGCAAGGCUGGACACCGUGCUAGAGACUGCACUGCUGCGCCCAUGCCGCCUGGGGACUUGAGGUUGUGCAAUAACUGCUACAAGCAAGGCCAUAUUGCAGUUGACUGCACAAAUGAGAAGGCAUGCAACAACUGUAGGAAGACAGGUCACCUGGCUCGUGAUUGUCCAAAUGAGCCCAUCUGUAACAUGUGCAAUGUAGCUGGGCAUGUGGCUAGGCAAUGCCCCAGAGCCAAUGUUUUGGGAGAUAGGGGAGGUAGUGGCGGAGGUGGUGUUCGCGGUGGUGGUGGUAGUGGUGGCUACCACCGUGACAUUGUAUGUAGAAACUGUCAGCAGCUUGGCCAUAUGAGCAGGGAUUGCAUGGGACCCUUGAUGAUCUGUCAUAACUGUGGGGGGCGAGGACACCUGGCAUAUGAGUGCCCUUCUGGUAGGUUCAUGGAUCGCUACCCUAGGCGGUACUGAGUGAUAGAUGGUCUUGGGUUUGCACUUUGCAAUUUCCUUUUUAUCUUGAGGAGCGUUUUCGGUUUUAGGUGUUAAGUUGAAGGUUGGAGCUAAACAGUGAGGAGUUGAAUUGAUACUUUUUGGUAGAAUAUGUUUGUUUAUGCGGAGUAUUAAAUUUUGCAUUAGUACUUAAUUUUGACCAUGUAUUAUUAUUUCUGCUUUCUUCGGCUAUUACUAGAAAUAAAGACUUUUAGCCAAUAUUGGAGUCGCCUGAUAAUGAGAGUUGCCAAGUUUCUGUUUA
Molecule: messenger RNA, 1314 nt
Organism: Argentina anserina (silverweed cinquefoil)
Lineage: Eukaryota; Viridiplantae; Streptophyta; Magnoliopsida; Rosales; Rosaceae
Product: zinc finger protein GIS2
Exons: 4
Coding region: 243-1034 (263 amino acids)
Molecular function (GO): zinc ion binding; nucleic acid binding
Source: RefSeq, a predicted model, not a curated record